Messenger RNA from Acipenser ruthenus (sterlet), 4203 nucleotides. Its product is annotated as nuclear factor NF-kappa-B p100 subunit-like. The transcript has 22 exons. Gene Ontology annotation, cellular component: cytoplasm. Gene Ontology annotation, biological process: innate immune response; canonical NF-kappaB signal transduction; response to cytokine. Gene Ontology annotation, molecular function: protein binding; DNA-binding transcription factor activity, RNA polymerase II-specific; RNA polymerase II cis-regulatory region sequence-specific DNA binding. Bases 352 to 3075 code for a protein of 907 amino acids. The record is from RefSeq and is a predicted model, not a curated record. Lineage: Eukaryota; Metazoa; Chordata; Actinopteri; Acipenseriformes; Acipenseridae.
GACUGUUUCUGGUCUCCAACCAAUGAGAUGCCGGCGUUCUGUGGAAUUCCCCAUCAGUCGGGGACUUUCCGCCUGAAGGAAAACAGGCUGCAGUGCAGUUGCAAGUCUAGAAUGAAAAAUACUCAACUGCGUUACACACUUUAACAAAAAAUAAGUAAACAUCGAGUUCCUAUUGACAUUUGAAGCCAAGUGAAGAUCUAGAUUUCCUCCCUUUCUUUUAUUUUUUUUAUUUUUUGCAUAAGCGAGCUUUUUGUGGGGACAGAGAUAUUCAAAAUUGCGUCGGAAAUAAAAUAAAAGGCUGAUUCAACGUUUUACAAGAAAUCACCGUUGUGAUACGGCUUGACUGUAAGAAUGGACGAUCUAUUGAUAGAUGGCGAACAGCUGACUUAUGAAGAUUUAUCCACGUAUAAUUUUAUACCGGCAAUCUCAAGCAUACACGUCAAAGCAGAGCCGUACCUGGAGACAGCUAAUGGUCCCUACCUUUCAAUAAUUGAAGAGCCAAAACAGAGAGGAUUUCGUUUUCGGUACGAGUGCGAGGGUCCCUCUCACGGAGGGCUGCCCGGGGCGUCCAGUGAAAAGAACAAGAAGACCUACCCCACUGUCAAGAUCUAUAACCACGUGGGCUAUGCCAGGGUGGAGGUGCAGCUGGUGACGCACUCGGAUCCGCCCCGCGUCCACGCGCACAGCCUGGUGGGGAAGCAGUGCAGUGAACACGGGGUGUGCAGCGUCAACGUGGGGCCCAACGACCUCACUGCACAGUUCAAUAACCUGGGUAUCCUGCACGUCACAAAGAAGGGGGUGAAUGAAGUGCUGACCAAGAGGCUGACGGCGGAGAGGAGGAGGCAAAAAGGGGACGACGCGGUCAUCACUGAGCAGGAGGAGAAGGAGAUAGCUAACGAGGCUCGGGAGCUGGGCAAGGUGAUGGACCUGAACGUGGUGAGGUUAAAGUUCACGGCAUACCUGCAAGACAGCAACGGGGGGUUCACCCUCGCCCUGAAACCUGUCAUCUCCCAGCCCAUCUACGACAGCAAGUCUCCCAACGCGUCGAAUCUAAAGAUCUCUCGCAUGGACAAGACGUCGGGCUCUGCGACAGGAGGGGACGAGAUCUUCCUGCUCUGUGACAAAGUGCAGAAAGAUGAUAUUGAGGUGCGCUUCUAUGAGGAUGAUGACAAUGGCUGGGAGGCAUAUGGAGACUUCGCACCCACAGACGUGCACAAGCAGUAUGCCAUCGUGUUCAAAACCCCUCCCUACAGGAGGAAUCAGAUAGAUCGCCCCGUCACCGUGUUCCUGCAGCUCAAACGCAAGAAGGGGGGUGACGCCAGCGAGCCCAAGCAGUUUACAUACCACCCCCAGAUACAAGACAAAGAGGAGGUUCAGAGGAAGAAGCUGAAGCCCCUCCCUCACUACCAGGACCACUACGGGCGAGGUGGGGCUGGGGGUCCGCCGGGGGGUUUCGGAGCAGGGGGGGCAGGAGGAGGAGGCGGUGGUUUUUACCCCUUUCCCCAUUCAGUGAACUCCAGCUUCUCUUACAACCCCAUGGGGGGAGGAUACCAGGGGGGCACCCAGAUGCCUGGAGCAGCGCAGCGACAGGACUCCCCUGCUAGCAGUGGGGCCCCUCAAGGGGGGCUGACCCCACAGCAGCAGCUCAUACAGAUCGCAUCGCUCCUCCAGUCCAAGGCCACACUGACGGCCAGACGCACGGCCCGCGCUCUGCUCGAUUACGCCAGCACGGGAGACGCUCGCAUGCUGCUGGCUGUGCAGAGACAGCUGUGCGGGGUGCAGGACGAGAACGGGGACACUCCUCUGCACCUAGCCAUCAUUCACCAGCAGGCCAGCGUGGUGGAGAAGCUGGUGCAGGUCAUUGUGAGCAUCCCAGACCAGAGGAUCCUGAACCAGAUCAACCACCUGAGACAGACUCCUUUGCACCUGGCUGUGAUCACAAAGCAGCACAAGAUCGUGGACUUCCUUUUGAAGGCAGGGGCUGACCCCACCCCACUGGAUCGCUAUGGCAACUCGGUGCUGCACCUGGCUACGCCCACCGGCGACGAGCAAAUGCUGCGGAUACUGCUGAGUCACCUGAAACCACACAGCCGCUACUUGCUCAACACACCUGACUACAAUGGUCUCUACCCCCUUCACCUUGCGGUGCAAAAGUCCGGUGAGCAGUGCUUGCGCAUGCUGGUUGAUGCCGGUGCGGAGGUGAAUGCAGUGGAGAGGAAGAGUGGCUGCACUGCCCUGCACCUGGCUGUACAGCAGGACCUCUUCGCUGUGGCCUGCCUACUCAUUACAGAGUUGAACGCUGAUGUGAAUGUCUGCUCAUUCGGUGGGAACACCCCCCUGCACCUGGCUGCCAGUCAGGGUUCCCCUGUGCUGUGCUCCAUGCUCAUCGCUGCAGGUGCCGAGAGGUUGGUGGAGAAUGAUGAGCCAGUCUGCAUGUCCUCUGGGUCCUUAUCUGAGGAAGAGAGGGAGGAAACACAGGAGGAGGAGAGCAGUGGGGGAGAGGGGGCAGAGAUAGCACAGACCCACACCGCACGCCCACACAGCCUGGCCUCUAACCCUCGCAAGAGACCCCCCAUGCGAGGACACACCCCCCUAGACCUGGCCAAGAACCAGAAGGUGCAGGACAUCCUGGAGGGGAAGCCGAGACGACCAGGGAAGACCCCCACCAAGCUGAAGACCGCCCCCCUUGCAGGUACUGUCUGCCCCCUGGACAGGGACACCCUGGACAGUGACACCCUGGCCCGGCUCAGCACUGCCCUGAGUGCGGGGGAGGUUCAGUGGAAGCAGCUGGCAGAGAAGCUGGGCAUGAGGACCCUGGCUGACCUGUAUGAGGAAUGCCCUUCCCCCUGCCACAGCCUGCUGCAGGGCUACCAGGUGGCGGGAGGCCGUGUGGAGUGCCUGAUUGAUGCUCUGCAGGCUCUGGGUCUCAAUGAGGGAGUGAGGGUGCUGAGGGAGGCCGGGCUCAAGGACAAGACCCACACCACAGAGGUGAAGGUGGACAGUGGCUAUGACAGUCAGUUGACAGAGCAGCUAGAGCAAGAGAAGAUGGACGAGUCUGUUCCAGCCAACUCCUGAGACCAGCAGACAUCCCUCCCUCCCUUCCAGCUCUGUGACAUCACAGUACAGCACAGUGAUAUCACAAUCCAGUAUGGUGACAUCACAGUCCAGCACAGUGACAUCACAAAUCAGCAUGGUGGCAUCACAGUCCAGCACGGUGACGUUGUAACCAGGAACCCGGGUUAAUAGUUCUAACAAACCCCUCUCCCCAAAACAAACCCCCCUUUCCCUUUGAGAGGUUGAGCAGGAGUCUCUGUUACACUGUGCGGUAGAGGGACAGCAGACCCUGGCGCAGUAGAGAGGGGGCUGCUGCAUUAUAGUGCUUGUAGAAGAAUCACAAUUCAUAAUUACCAUGGCUUUUAAAAACAGGUGGAUCACGUAAAAUAGUAUACCUCCAAAUCACUAAUUAAAAACAUCCGCUGUGUUAAUAUGUACAUUUCCAGAGGCCUUUAUCUAGCCCUGUGUGACGAAGAGUUUGACAUCUCCGCAGGACUUAAAGAAUAAAUACAAUCCUUAAAAGGAUGAAAACAAGAAGCAGUCUACUGCAUGCCAAAGUUGUUUUCUGAUGAUAUAAAAGGGUGUUUUUUGUAGAAGUUAUGGAUUCAACUAUUUUUAAUUUAAAGAAGAAAAAAACAACACAAAACAAAUCAUAAGCUUGGUUGCCAUGCUGUCAAUUCAGUUGACACUCCACCCCCCCCCCUUUUGCAAAAAGUGGUCACUCCCAAGUUCAUAGUGACAUCACAAUCCCUCACUGUGACAUUAGCGGGGGUGCUUGGACUGUGUCUGGAUUUCUUCAGGAAUCUGUUACUGUGAUACGCUGGGAUUAAACUGGAGGAUAUCUCAAUACCAGGGUACUGUAUCUGAUGAAUAACAAUGUUUACUGAAACAGAUCCACUGCAGACACAUCUGCCCAUCCUUCUCUCUGACUCACCAAGAGCGCUUAAGACUUUUAUUUUAAUUGUAUUUCCAUGUCUGUGCAAGUGAUGCUGUCGAAGAUUUUUAUAUAGCGAGAAAGAGAUAAUGUAUUUGACAAUGUAUUCAUAUUAGAUGCAAUAGGAAGUCCUGGCACUUUCAAAGUGAAGACGGCAUGCCAAUGUCUUUUUCUGUGUUACGUUUAUUUUUAAAUAAAAUCUGAUAUGAAAAUUU